AUGACUGAAAUUUUGACUUUUCUUUGUGGUAGCACUUCCGCCCUGAACGGUAUUAACAACUAUUUGUAUUUUGAAUCUCAUACAGGUGACCCAAGAACUACGUAUGGUCUUAUAGUUGUUAAGGAGGAAUAUGAAGCUUAUGUUGAUGAGGCUGUCAAAACAUGGAGCAUGGGGAAGAGUUAUGAUAGCUACACCAGCACCCAAUCCGUUGGUGAUAUUAACAUCUGCCAACGACUAUCGGAAGAAGCUUAUACCCCGGUGAACUCAGCCGAUUUUGGUGAAUGUAUCUCGAUUUUCUAUGAUUCGUCAAAAACUAUUGAGGACCAGACUGGUUUGGCAGAUGAUCUAUUGUACGUCUACAAUAAUGGCACGGUUUCCUUUAAUGACGGCGACAAAGUUUGUAUCUCUAUUGGUACUGCAAGCCAAUAA
Kazachstania africana CBS 2517 is the source of this 429-nucleotide messenger RNA. RefSeq lists its product as uncharacterized. NCBI's taxonomy places the organism in Eukaryota, Fungi, Ascomycota, Saccharomycetes, Saccharomycetales, Saccharomycetaceae. The transcript has a single exon. Bases 1 to 429 code for a protein of 142 amino acids. The record is from RefSeq and is a predicted model, not a curated record.